Molecule: messenger RNA, 587 nt
Organism: Erinaceus europaeus (western European hedgehog)
Lineage: Eukaryota; Metazoa; Chordata; Mammalia; Eulipotyphla; Erinaceidae
Gene: MIF
Product: macrophage migration inhibitory factor
Exons: 3
Coding region: 135-482 (115 amino acids)
Molecular function (GO): cytokine activity; phenylpyruvate tautomerase activity
Source: RefSeq, a predicted model, not a curated record
UCAGCAGGGGCGGGGCGACGGUCCAGGGCGGGGCUGCACGGCGGUCACGUAUCUCCGGUAUCUCCCUCUUGCUGCCGCCACGCUGCGCGCCGUUUGUCCGCCGUGCUUUGGUCCUCCCUAGUUUUCCUGCCAUCAUGCCGAUGUUCGUGGUGAACACCAACGUGCCCCGGGCCUCCGUGCCGGACGGACUCCUCUCCGAGCUUACCCAGCAGCUGGCGCAGGCCACGGGCAAGCCGGCCCAGUACAUCGCGGUGCACGUGGUCCCGGACCAGCUCAUGGCCUUCGGCGGCUCCAGCGAGCCCUGCGCGCUCUGCAGCCUGCACAGCAUCGGCAAGAUCGGCGGGUCCCAGAACCGCACCUACAGCAAGCUGCUGUGCGACCUGCUGGCCCAGCGCCUGCGCAUCAGCCCGGACAGGAUCUACAUCAACUACUAUGACAUGAACGCGGCCAACGUGGGCUGGAACAGCUCCACUUUCGCCUGAACUUGGCGCCCCCUCCCCUCAUUGCACCCGCAGUAUUGUGCCAGCUCUGCUCGCUGCACCCCCAAUCUCCAGGCUGGGGAAAUAAUAAAAGCGGUUUGGGCACCA